Macrosiphum euphorbiae (potato aphid) is the source of this 1233-nucleotide messenger RNA. Lineage: Eukaryota; Metazoa; Arthropoda; Insecta; Hemiptera; Aphididae. The record is from the annotation of a GenBank genome assembly.
AUGCUUCAGCAGAUUCUCAAAGACAUGUACGUUGAUCCAGAGCUGCUGGCGGAAUUAGACGAAACGCAAAAACAAACUCUAUUUUGCAGAAUGCGCGAAGAACAAGUGCGACGUUGGAGUGUGUGGGAUAAAACCGAAAGCAUAAAACCCGCAUAUCCAAAACGACAAAAAAAUAGUAAAAAAGUACAAUGGAUGUUAGAUACAAAUGGUAAUCCUUGGACAUGGAUCAUGGGUGAGCAUAAGGAUGAUAAGACUAUUGAGCAAAUAAUCGAAGAAGAGGCUAGAGAAGCUGCAAGAAUACAAGCAGAACACGAGACUGAACAAUUGCGAUUAAAAGUGGAAUCUGAAUUAAUGGCAAUGUUGGAAAACAAAGCAAAGACUCAAUUUAAUCCUUCUGAAAAUAAAUAUUCGCAUGCAACUGAAGAGAUUUACUGUUCCGUAGAAGAACUGAACGCUAGAAAUGCGAGAAAACCAUGUGUGGCCACUCAACCAAUGCGUGGGGCUUUAAAAGAACUGUCAUUCAACAAAGUGUCCGAGCGUGUGAGAAAUUGGGAACAUAGAGUAAUGGAAGAACGGACAUCGGAAAUCUAUAACAAAAUGAAAAAUAAAAAAGAAGAAGAAGAGAGACAAGCCGAAGAAGCAGAUAAAAAGCAAGAAAUUGUUUGGAGAGAACAAAAGCAAAAAGCUAAAGAAGUUGAAUUACAAAUUCGCCAAAUUGCACGUCAAGCUAGAGAAGAACAUAGAAGAUCACUUCUAAAUACUUCAGAAAAACCUUCUAAUGUAGUGUUUGUGCCGAAUUCCUCCAAGCCACCAAGUAAAAAAGCUGUUGUUGAAUGGUUUAGAGCUAAAGAAAUUCCCAGAAGAGCUGGAUUUGAAAAAGAUAAAAAUGCCAUAGCCACUUGGUUCCACGGUCUCAUAACACGACAAGAAGCAGAGAUUUUACUCAUCAACGAACCAGUGGGUAGCUUUCUAGUUCGAUUAUCCGAACGAAUUUGGGGCUACGCCAUCACAUACAAAGAUCAUGAUUGCUGCAAACAUUAUUUGGUAGAUGCAUCUAAUGGUCAUUAUCAGUUUUUAGGGACUAAUCAAAUAUCUCACAACACAUUGAGUGAAUUAGUCAGCUAUCAUCGAAAUAUGCCAAUUACCAAGACUGGGGAAGAGUUAUUACUAAGACCAUGUAAUCGCACAACAAAUUUCCCUCCUCUCGUUUUCCAAGGAUUGUUGAAAACAUGA